This is a messenger RNA of Tremella mesenterica DSM 1558, 1584 nucleotides long. RefSeq lists its product as uncharacterized. The coding region runs from base 1 to 1584 and encodes 527 amino acids. Gene Ontology annotation, biological process: RNA (guanine-N7)-methylation. Lineage: Eukaryota; Fungi; Basidiomycota; Tremellomycetes; Tremellales; Tremellaceae. Gene Ontology annotation, molecular function: tRNA (guanine(46)-N7)-methyltransferase activity; protein binding. The transcript has 5 exons. The record is from RefSeq and is a predicted model, not a curated record. Gene Ontology annotation, cellular component: cytosol; nucleus; tRNA methyltransferase complex.
AUGCCACCUUAUCCUCCAUUAGCAAUAGCCUCUUCAUCCAAUCUCCUACUCAUCUCCUCCGGCCCAUCACUCAUCAUUUACGAACCUUCCACCCACCAAACUACCGUCUAUACACCCGACACCAAAUCACCUUCGUUGAUCCGUCAUUCAGCUAUCUCUUCCGAUGGUACCGUCGCAGCCACCAUAUCAGAUGAUAAAUCUCUCCUUGUUUACUCCAUCUCUACCAAUUCCAUAACCUUACGUUCCUCUCGUCAAGUCAUGAAGAAAUCUUCUUCUCUCUCUUUCUCACCAAAAGGUGAUUUGAUAAUUUCUGAUAAAGUGGGAGAUGUCUAUCUUUAUCCACUCGACCCACGAUCCACUUCUUCAAUCAAUAUCGAUCCACCCGAUACCUCCAUGACAUUGAACUCCGAUCCAACUCUAAACCCCGAUGCUGACUUUUUACUAGGUCAUGUAUCCAUCCUCACCUCUCACGUUCUGUCGAUGGACGGGAAACAUAUCAUCACCUCAGAUAGAGAUGAACAUAUACGAAUAUCACGUUAUCCUCAAAGUUUCGUCAUUGAAAGAUUCUUAUUCGGAUCGGAAAGUUUCGUUUCGGCACUUUGCAUACCUCCCAGACGUCCAGAGAUAUUAUUAUCGGCCGGAGGGGAAGGUGUUAUGAGAGUUUGGGGAUGGGAGACUGGACGUUUAAUUGGGAAUAUCGAAUUGUACGAAGGUAUUUUACCUUGUAGGAAAGUCAGAGCUGGGAUGAGAAGAGAUGCGAGGGCAUCUAAGAGGAUGAAAAUGAGUUCUUCUACGAAUAAAGAUGUGGAAAAAGAAGAAGAAUUUUAUGUCGCUCCUGAAGGUUGGAGAUUACCUUCAGGACAGGGGGUAUGCAUCAAGAAAAUACAAGUUAUCCAAAUCGAAAGUCAAGACGUCGUCGUUUUUUUCUCUGAAGGAUGUGCGGGAUUACAUUCUUUCGUGCUUGCUCAAGAUCUCACCCAUGCCACUGUGAACACGUUCAAGACUGAUUUUCCCGUACUAGACUUUACACAAAUUCCUGGAGAAGAGGGGAGAUUGGUUGUUUCGGUUGACACUGCUUGGGGAAGUCUCAAACGGAAUAGAUUACCUGAUGAGAAGGUAGGACCGGUGGGAGAGGUCGAUGAGGAGAUGCUGCAGAUUUUGGGGAAGGUUUUGAUGGUUGUGGAGGUUUCAUCAGGAGGACAAAUCUCUGCCCUUCCCAACCACCCAAUUUUGACAAUCCUAUCCUCAGCUCUGUCCGGACUUUCACCAGCGGACCCAAAAACCCUCGCAUCCCUAGACCUUUACCCUGAUUUAUCGUUGUACCCCCGCUGGCCAGGUAUGGAAGAAGAUGAUGAUCAAGCCGGACAAACCGACUCCGCUGUGUCAGAAGCAGGUGAGAGUGUAGUGAGUAUGAAGGGUAAAUUGCCAAACGAAUGGACUAGGGAAGAGUUGGAAAAGUUGAACGUCAAGCAAUUGGGACGUUUAAAGGCGCAAGGAGUGGAUACGGGAGAUUUGAUAUAUAAGAAAAAGAAAGCUUUGAAGAGUUUGGGUACCAGGGCGGAACAGUUGAAAAGGGGAUUAUAA